CCCAUCCGAACCGUUUCCAAAGCGUUUGUCUGUCAAACCCACAAUUUGACAUGUUGUAGCCUGCGAACUCAAUCAAAAUAUACAUCGCUCCAAAUUAUUCGCCAAGUUAAUCACCAAAUUAUUUGUUUCCUGUGCCCGUUUUCGCAAAAUCGGUGCGUGUGUGUUUGUUCGCUUUCAGCUGGUAGCAGGGUUGGCCGUCGUAAGGACCGCCCACAAUCCAACGGAAACGCUCACGAAAAGCCGCACCCGUAGCCAGUUCCGUCGGAGGUCGGUGGUACCUUGAAGUGGGUCUAGGUGCGUACGGUACGUACGCAAAGCAUCCGGCCAAGAUUGAGACCGACGGAGCAACGUCCAGGAUGUCGGGUGAUCAGAAAACCCUCAUCAAGGGCAACCCAUCCCAGUACGUGAAGUUGAACGUUGGCGGCUGCCUGCACUACACCACGAUCGGAACGCUCUGCAAGCAGGACACGAUGCUACGGGCUAUGUUUAGCGGACGGCUGGAAGUGCUUACCGAUUCGGAAGGUUGGAUUCUGAUCGAUCGCUGUGGCACACACUUUGGCACGAUACUGAAUUUUCUUCGCGACGGUAGCGUAGCGCUGCCGGAAACAACCAAAGCGAUCGCGGAACUGCUCGCCGAAUCCAAGUACUACUGCAUCCAGGAGCUGGUCGAGGCGUGCGAAAAGGUGCUCGCCAAGAAGGAGCGCGAAUCGGAACCGAUCUGCCGGGUGCCGUUGAUCACGUCCCAAAAGGAGGAACAGUACCUGAUCAGCACAGCCACCAAACCGGUGGUGAAGCUGCUGAUCAACCGCCACAACAACAAGUACUCGUACACGAACACCUCGGACGACAAUCUGCUGAAAAACAUUGAGCUGUUCGACAAGCUGUCCCUGCGCUUCAGUGGCCGGGUGUUUUUCAUAAAGGAUGUGAUCGGUUCGAGUGAAAUCUGUUGCUGGUCGUUUUACGGCAAUGGCAAAAAGGUGGCGGAAGUAUGCUGCACCUCGAUCGUGUACGCCACCGAUAAGAAGCAUACGAAGGUGGAGUUCCCGGAGGCACGGAUUUUCGAAGAAACACUCAACAUACUGCUGUACGAGAACAAGAACGCACCGGAUCAGGAGCUGAUGCAGGCCACGUCGCUGCGCGGUGCCGUCGGUGGCAUCAGUUCGUACACGAGCGACGAGGAGGAGGAGCGGACCGGUUUGGCUAGGUUACGCUCGAACAAACAGAACAAUCCUACAUGAUUCACACAUCAGCUAGUGCUGAAGAGGAAGCUGUUGCCAAAGAGGAACUAGCACCAUCACCAUCAGCAGACAGAGGCAGAAACUCACAGCAGUGGUUGGCCGAUCGGUUGUGCCGAUCGUUCCACCAAACGGCUAUUUGAUUCCAGUGUGAGUGAGGACCGGUGUGUGGUUGUGCGCGUUUUGUGUGACUGUGUACUACGAAGAUUCAGCUCGUGGGAGUGUGUGAGCGUUAGGUGUGUGUAUGUGUGCGUGAGCAAUGAACAAAUGGAAUAGCAGCUAUGGGAUGUAAUUUACAAUAAUCUAGAACCAAUUAGGACGUUUUGUGCGGCAAGAGUCGGUAACGUUCAAUCCUAAACCCUAUAUCUUAGCCUAUCUUCCCUUUAGUCUGAGAGCAAUCCAACACCAAAGGAAGGAGCGUGAAAGGAGACUAUGGUCCUGAAGGUAAAGAGGAUAAGAGAAACGAUAGCUUGGUCACAACUAUCGACGACUCCUAAUAACCUCCCAAGUACUGUGUUGCAAAUGAACGGGAAAAAAACAAUACAUAAACUAAAUAUUCGUAUAAAACCCUAGAACUAAACUAAACUUCAUAGUAAAACAAGGAAAAGAUAAUAAAUAAUUUACAUUCUCUACA
This is a messenger RNA of Anopheles stephensi (Asian malaria mosquito), 1869 nucleotides long. RefSeq names its product BTB/POZ domain-containing adapter for CUL3-mediated RhoA degradation protein 3. Bases 357 to 1238 code for a protein of 293 amino acids. The record is from RefSeq and is a predicted model, not a curated record. The transcript has 2 exons. Gene Ontology annotation, molecular function: protein binding. NCBI's taxonomy places the organism in Eukaryota, Metazoa, Arthropoda, Insecta, Diptera, Culicidae. Gene Ontology annotation, biological process: protein homooligomerization.